CGUUCAUUUUGUUCAAAACGUCCUUCCGGAUCGUAUCUUAUUCGUACCAGCGGAGCGUGUUUUUUUAGUGUUAUUUAGUGCAAAAUCAUUCUCCAUCUUCCAAUAUGAGAAUCUAUAAGUGUAUUUUUACCGGCGAUGAGAUGUUCUCAGACUCAUACAAAAUGAAGCUGAUCGAUGAUGUCAUCUAUGAAGUGUAUGGAAAAUUGGUGUCCCGUACAGAAGGUAACAUUCAAAUCGAGGGUUUCAAUCCAUCCGCUGAAGAGGCCGAUGAAGGUACAGAUUCCACUGUUGAAACUGGUGUCGAUAUCGUUUUGAACUCCCGUUUGGUUGAAACAUACGCCUUUGGUGACAAAAAAUCAUUCACACUCUACCUUAAGGAUUACAUGAAGAAAUUGAUCGCCAAGUUGGAAGAAAAAUCUCCAGACCAAGUUGAGGUAUUCAAAACCAAUAUCAACAAACAAAUGAAAGAAAUCUUGGGCCGAUUUAAGGAAUUGCAAUUCUUCACCGGUGAAUCGAUGGACUGUGAUGGUAUGGUUGCCCUCUGCGAAUACCGUGAUAUCGAUGGUGUAUCAACGCCUGUGUUCAUGUUCUUCAAACACGGUCUCGAAGAAGAGAAAUUCUAAGUUAACUCUCAAGUCAACUACAACAACAAAAAAAAACCAACAACAAUAAUACAACAAAAUUAAAACCAUGCAGACAUUACACCUGAAUAUAUAUUUUUUUUUGUUCAAAUAACGGCAUACUCCAGUUAAUAUCCAUUUCUUCUUUUGAGUUUUUUUAAUAUAAUACAUUUAUUUGUUUCAUUUUUUUUUCUUUUGAAUAUUUGUGUUAAUGCAAUCCAUUCCUUUUUCAAUACUAAAUUAUUAUUUUUCUACGUCUUAUUUGGAAAACGAUUUUGUGUUACAAUUUCAUGAAAUGUCCAAAAGAAAGAAAGAAAAAAAAAAUAUAGAGAGAGGAAAAAAGCACCGGUUACGAGCAGUUAACAAAGAAA
Molecule: messenger RNA, 991 nt
Organism: Contarinia nasturtii (swede midge)
Lineage: Eukaryota; Metazoa; Arthropoda; Insecta; Diptera; Cecidomyiidae
Gene: Tctp
Product: translationally-controlled tumor protein homolog
Exons: 3
Coding region: 105-623 (172 amino acids)
Cellular component (GO): cytoplasm
Molecular function (GO): calcium ion binding
Source: RefSeq, a predicted model, not a curated record